AGCAGCGAGACGACCAAGACAAGCAAAGCAGCCGUGUAGUCCUAGUGCGUCCAUUUCCUAUAGCCUGGCUCACUUCGGCAGAGUUCCUGUGAUUCACAUUAUCAACCAUGUUCUGAAACACUUCUGCGCCGCAUCUUCAUUACAUUCAAAAGGCUAUUGUUGAAGUUGCACGGGCUUUUAAGUGUGUUCUUAUGAUUCUAGCGACAGAUUAGCAAGAUUUUUAUAGUAUUAAGAGGAGAAACAGUCUUGAGAACCCGGAUAAUAAUUUCUGUGGCCUUUGAAAUUAAUCGUGGUGAAAGAACGAAGCGUUUCCAAAUGCAAGCGUAACUCUGAAUGCUAUGGCUUCUUUCUCUCUUAGACACUGACUUUGUUCUCUCAUCAGCAUUGUUUUUCAAAGCCAAAGAGAGGAUUGAUUGCAUAAUUAUGAGUGUUUCUACUGUUGUUGAAGAAUGCUUGUUAAAUUUGCACAAGAAACAUGAAUACAUCCUUGAAAGCCACAGUAACUUCCACUAAGGAGUGUUAAAAGUUAUAGAAGUGUUGUGCUAAUCUUCCCUUGCCUCUUGCCUGUCAGCUUCCGAUAACGAUUAUGAGUGAAAAACAAAACUAUGCAAUAAGAAAAGUGACGGAAAAAAUAAAAGGGAAGGAGCAAGAGAGAGAGAUCUAAAAAGGAAAUUAAGGGAUUAUAAGUGAAAUUUGGAAAAAGACGUAAUCAUACAACAAAGAAAAAUGAAGGAAGAAAGGAAGAAUAAGAGGGAAAAUAAAAAAAAGAAAGAAGUGUGAGUGUUGUGUAUGAAAAGUAAAAUCGUGCAACAAAAAAGUGACAAGAAGAAAGAAAAGAAGAAAAGAGAUCAACAAAAUAAAGUAAAGGAUUAUAAGAGUAGUGUAGGGAAAGAAAAAUCGUACAAUAAAAAAAGUUAAGGAAGAAAAAUAGAAUAAAGUAAUACAUUGUAAAUGAAUUGAAAAAAAAAAAAAAUCGAAAAUCGCACAAAGAAGAAAGUGAAGCAAGUAAGAGAAGGAGAACAAGAGGAAACAACUAAGAAAUGAAUUAAAGAAAAUAAAUAAAAAUAUAUAUCAUGCAACAGAAAAUGAAGCUAAACCAACAUAACGGAAGAGAAAGAGGGAAGAGGUAACAAGCGACAAAAGCUGUAGAGGUCACGUGAAGAUCAGCCAGGAGGGAAGAGCGAGGCGACGGUCCUUUGUGAUCAAGACGAGACUCCGGUGUUGUCGAACUAUUGGCACACGUGUAGGACCACUCAUCGACCAGUCAGCCUUGGCAGCGGCGAGAGAGGGAGGGAUGGACGGAGAGUGAAGAAUGUUCGACGGGUGUCCGCUGUCCAAGAUCAAGACCAGUGACAUGAGAGCUGCUGCUAAGAUCCUGCUGUCACGUCACCACACCACAGGGCAUCACCUCGCAUCACUACAACCUUUCAAGACUGUACCAAGCUUGCAUCCCACACUCGGGUCCCUCACCGACAGGACAUACGGUCUUCCUUCGUCAGCGGCAGCCCCAGCAGCUCAGCAUGACCAAGUUGAUGGAAUGGCUAACAGCUGCAGUGCUCAUCCUAGGGCCAUGGUCAGCAGUAGUCACCAACACGGAACUGAACCCUAGCAAGACACUCAAGACACAUCUGAGAAAUAACCAUCAAAGCCUGAGAGAAUUUUGGCCAGCCUUGACCAUCCUAUCACACUACUACCUCUUAAGCUCCUUACUAGCAACAGAACAUUAAAUAAAAGGGUGGCAACAAAAAGAAAAACAGAACAAAGGCUACUGAGAAUAAAUCCCACCCACAUACCUGCAGCACCUCCAGACCACAGUAGGAGUCCCAGACACACCGGUGGUGGCAGCACAGGGCCAGCACCACCCCUGCCACCUCCGUACCAGGGUGCUGGCACAGACAACGCAGGGCCAGAUCUGACAGGGAGGUUGGGAGUCUUUAUAAUACUUAACAUGUAAUAUUUAUUAAUCUCUGAAUGCUGUAAAUCAUAUCACUUCUGAAAAAACUUUCAUGUUUGUACAUCUUGAAUUAAAAAAAAAAAUCAAACAAAAAAAAUUUAUACACAUGUUUAAAAGAAGGACUAUUCAAGAAUUCAUAAAUUCAAUUUGAUACAAAAUACUGCUUUUGAUUAAUGGCAAAGAUGAUGUGUCAUCAGAUGUUUGCAGUAUGACAAGGAUUGGUGAGGACUUUGAAAGUGUACAUAUUAGGUCUGUUGUAUUUAGCAAGUGUAAUAAACUGUAUAGUGGUG
Messenger RNA from Scylla paramamosain (green mud crab), 2244 nucleotides. RefSeq names its product dolichol-phosphate mannosyltransferase subunit 3-like (gene Dpm3). Bases 1313 to 1609 code for a protein of 98 amino acids. NCBI's taxonomy places the organism in Eukaryota, Metazoa, Arthropoda, Malacostraca, Decapoda, Portunidae. The transcript has 5 exons. Gene Ontology annotation, biological process: GPI anchor biosynthetic process. The record is from RefSeq and is a predicted model, not a curated record. Gene Ontology annotation, cellular component: endoplasmic reticulum membrane; dolichol-phosphate-mannose synthase complex.